AUGGUUUCGGAACCGCUGUAUCCCGCUUAUCUACCCACUCGCUCUAACGGGUACAUGGCGCCCGUGCCCGUUCCCCUCUUUGACGGGGACGAGCCGGGUCUUCAGGCUAACGCCGCUAAGACGAAUUUGUUCAAGGGCGGGCGCGUGGAGAAUAUCACGCCUCGUGUUGGAACAGAGAUUCGAGGAGUGCAGAUAAGUCAGUUGGAUGAGAAGGGUUUAGAUGAGUUGGCUUUAUUGGCUGCUGAGAGGGGAGUUGUGGUUUUUAGAGACCAAGAUUUUAAGGAUGUCGGGUUUGACAGACAGAAGGAGAUUGUGAGGCAUUAUGGACCACUUCAUCAGCAUCCGACUAUGGGAUAUCCAAAAGGCACAGGGCCUGAGUUUCAUGUUGUUUACGCGGAUGAAAAGUCGGGAAACCUAAGAAAGCUACUUGGGCAACGAACAACAUAUGAUCUAUGGCACGUUGACCAAACCUUUACGCCCAACGUCCCGUCGACUAGUUUCUUUUGGGUCCUCGAGCUCCCUUCAUCUGGUGGCGGCGACACAGCAUUCACUUCUCUCACAGCAGCCUACGAAGCUCUCUCACCAGCCUUUCGACAAACACUAUCCAACCUCAAACUUCAUCACACAUCCGCUUCAGAGGGCGAAGUCAAGCGUGUAGGCCAAGAACGUGCGUUGGCAGAAGCAAUCAACACGACGCAUCCACUCGUCAUCAAACAUCCUGUUACAGGCAAACCUUCGCUCUUUGUAAACCCUACUAUUGCGCGACAGGUAGAAGGAUUUCUACCUGAGGAGUCGGAUCAUUUGCUUUCGUUCCUUAAGAAUCAUAUUCGUAGCUUGGACUUUAGUUGUAGGAUUAAGUGGGAGACAGGAACGGUUGUGGUCUGGGAUCAGAGGUCGGUGGCGCAUUCGGCGGUGCCCGAUUUUCAGGAUAACGAGAGGAGACAUAUGGUUAGGAUCAUCCCGUAUGGUUCACAGCCAGAACCUGCAUUUCAUUAG
Molecule: messenger RNA, 996 nt
Organism: Fusarium venenatum
Lineage: Eukaryota; Fungi; Ascomycota; Sordariomycetes; Hypocreales; Nectriaceae
Cellular component (GO): cytoplasm
Molecular function (GO): 2-oxoglutarate-dependent dioxygenase activity
Source: RefSeq, a predicted model, not a curated record